AUGCAUCUUCAUCACUCUCAAAACGACACGGUUUCCACUGCCAUUAUUCUCCGAAUUCCGCCGCCUUUCUCACCGGAACAAUUCAUUCCACCGCCUAUCUUACCGGAAGAACUCAUCACAGAGAUUCUCUUGCGGCUUCCGGUGAAGUAUCUUGUUCAAUUUAAGUGCGUCUGCAAAUCAUGGAAAACCCUAAUCUCCGAUUCCCAAUUCGCAAAGAAUCAUCUUCAAAUCUCACGCAUGACCACUCAACAAUGGGUGUUUUCCGAUUUUGAAAAACCUUACAAAAUCGCAUCUUACUCUUUGAAGCCAUUAUUUGAAAACUGGUCAACCCCUGUUAAACCCGUUACCUUGGGUCACAUGAAGAAUAUCAAGAGAUGUAUUAUAGGUUCAUGCAAUGGUCUGCUAUGUGUCUUUCAUAGCUCUCAAAAUACUGUCAAACUGUGGAACCCUUCUAUCCGCUUCAAGUCCAACAAAUCUCCACCAGCCGUUUCGUCACACGAUUGGCUUAUCUUGCAAUAUGGCUUUGGAUAUGAUCAGGUUAACGACAAGUACAAGAUGCUAUUAGUUGCGCGACAUAAGCGUGAUUUUACUCAAUCUUUGAGCAAAAUUUAUACAUUUGGUGAAAAUAUUUGGAAAAUCAUUCAGAAUUUUUCCAUUAGGCCAACUAGGAGGAUAGGAAAAUUUGUGAGUGGCACUCUCAAUUGGAUGGUAUAUAAAAGUGAUGAUAUUGAUGAUCAACUCAUGAAUAUUUUUUCCUUUGAUGUAGAGAAGGAAACUUACAGGGAAAUGUUAUUACCUCAAAAUGAUGGUGAUAAUGUCCGCACACAUCCUAAUCUAUAUGUUUUGAGGAAUUGUCUUUGUGUGUGGGAUUGUAACGGUGUUGUGUGGUUGAUGAAAGAGUAUGGCGUUGUUGAGUCAUGGACUAAAUUGAUGAUUAUUCCUCUGGAGAAAAGUCUAUUGUAUUUUGUUGACCCUUUGUUCAUUUCAGAAAAUAGUGUUCUUUUCAUGAGAACAGAGAAAUCUCUAACUGGCCUAUAUUUGUUCAUUUCACAAAAUGGGGGUGUUAAUGUCGUAAAAAAAUCGUCUUCCCAACUUGUGUUAUAUAAUUCAAAUAGUGGCUGGUUGGAUCCUUUGAUAACUAUAAGUAGCACACUUGAGCUCGAUCUACAUAUUCAUUGUGAAAGUUUGGUAUCACUGCAAUGGUAA
Vicia faba (fava bean) is the source of this 1206-nucleotide messenger RNA. NCBI's taxonomy places the organism in Eukaryota, Viridiplantae, Streptophyta, Magnoliopsida, Fabales, Fabaceae. The record is from the annotation of a GenBank genome assembly.